AGGAAACAAACAUCCAUCCAGAAGGAACGGGAGACGGAGAGAGAAAGAGCGAGAGAGAGAGGUAGGAGGGCGAGGAAAGGGACAUUUAAACCCACCUAAACCUGCCUGACACCGAGGACAACGACACACAACAGUAAAGGACGUUACCAGGACCUGAAACGCUCGAGCUUUUUUCAUCUACCAGGACGAAAAACGGCCACUUUUUACCCCUGUCGUCUCGCGAGAAAACCUACGUCGAUUUUUAGCAGGUGAUGAUCUUGGAUUAUUGUUUUUUUUCUUCUUAAACAACGAUGAAAUCUGAAAAGAGCUCAGCUUGUGGAGCAAUGGCCCAAGAGACCAACCAGAGCCCGGUGCCCAUGCUUUGUGCCACCGGCUGCGGCUUCUACGGCAACCCUCGAACCAACGGCAUGUGCUCCGUGUGCUACAAGGAUCACCUGACGCGGCAGCAGAGCAGCGACCGCACGAGCCCCCUCAGCCCCAUGGGAUCGGCUGGUAGUCCUACCUCAGAGGCCUCGGCCAUCCAGAGACUAGAAGCCAGUCUAGCCAAGGUCGACUCCCCGGCCCCGUCGCCCGAAAUGUCUAGAACUGUUCAAGGAUCUCUUCCUGUGACUCAACAAAUGACAGAGAUGAGCAUCUCGAGAGAGGACAAACCUGAACCCUUAGAGCCCGUUGUAAAUCAGCCUGCUGCUUCUAGCCCUUCUCCUGUAGCUUCUUCCAGCGGUGAAGAAGGGAAGGGAGACGCCCCCAAACCCAAGAAGAAUAGAUGCUACAUGUGCCGCAAACGGGUCGGACUUACAGGCUUCGACUGUCGCUGUGGCAACCUGUUCUGUGGCAUCCACCGGUACUCGGACAAGCACAACUGUCCCUACGACUACAAGGCGGAGGCCGCCGCCAAGAUCCGCAAGGAGAACCCCGUGGUCGUGGCCGACAAGAUCCAGAGAAUAUAGAUUUUACUAAAACGACGGAGACAGCGGCGAUGACAACACCUCUUAUUGUAACAAAGACUGGAGAAGGAGUGGGAACCUUUGGAGAUGAGCGCUGGCUGAGUGAGGAUCGAAAGGACUUGAUUUUACAAAAUAACAACCUCAAGAGAAAUGACGGACAGGAAGACGAAGAGGAGAGUCUGAGGGAGAUGCAUGAAUGAUCACUUUUCUCCUGUUUUGAUUAAUUUGUUAGUUUUAUUUUAGCCUAUUUUCUGUGGUGUGACUUUGCCGCUGUUCAGUCCUUUUUAUUUUUAUUUUUUAUCUAAGAUUAUGUAUUGUCUUAUAAAGAGCAGCCCAAGCUAACUCUCGCCCAAACCAGGCGCCAUUUUGUGCCAAACCGUACACAGCCACGUUACUCACGACCCCCGUCCCGUGUCAGAAACUCGCCGGUCUUCUCCCGAUCCCUCGAUCCAUGUUUGAGCUCCUUGUUCUUUUUGCUCCGUUGGUAGUCGGUCAACGUUUUUGGAGAAGCCUACAACUGUCCCCCACCGUGCACAAGGGGCUUUGUGACUUUUGUCUCUGUCUUUCCUAGCUUUACCUACCUCACAGCUGCUGCCUUCGCUGUCUCCCCUGUCUUCCCCCCCCCCUCCCCCAGCGGAGCAAUGGAUCGUCUUUGAUCUUCGGCCUCAGUGACCCUCUGAUCAGCAUGUCUGUGUUGACUUUGAUCGGUUUGAUUGUGAUGAUGAGGCUGUUUCCGUUUCACUGCUGGAGGUAUCACGCCAGACAGGGACUGACAUAAGUGCUCCACGUUUUCACUGAAUCGCAACAUCUUCGAUGGAUAUAAAGGGUGAAGGAGUCCCCACCCCAAAUGGUCUGAGACGCCUGGUGCAGGACUGAUAGUUUGUUUUUCAACCUGCACCCUAUUUUUUUGUGUCUAAGUGACUGAUGGGAACAAGACACAAGCUGCAAUGUGACGUUAUCGGAACUAAAAGUUAUGUUGCUGCUGACAGACUCAGAUUAUUAUUCUAAGUGUCUGACAACAUUAUGGAAAGGAUCCCUACAGAGAUAGACCUUUUUAGUUUAACAUUAAACAGCUCUGAAAU
Molecule: messenger RNA, 2026 nt
Organism: Sander lucioperca (pikeperch)
Lineage: Eukaryota; Metazoa; Chordata; Actinopteri; Perciformes; Percidae
Gene: zfand5a
Product: zinc finger, AN1-type domain 5a
Exons: 7
Coding region: 291-947 (218 amino acids)
Molecular function (GO): DNA binding; zinc ion binding
Source: RefSeq, a predicted model, not a curated record